Rhodamnia argentea is the source of this 1628-nucleotide messenger RNA. RefSeq names its product O-glucosyltransferase rumi homolog. Lineage: Eukaryota; Viridiplantae; Streptophyta; Magnoliopsida; Myrtales; Myrtaceae. The coding region runs from base 1 to 1560 and encodes 519 amino acids. The transcript has 6 exons. The record is from RefSeq and is a predicted model, not a curated record.
AUGGAAGAUGAAGAAGAAAGGUUCCGAGCGAAGAUUGACCCGUGGUCGCACGAGGUUCGACCGCACGGUUCGUCGAGUACCGGCCGUCCGCUGAAGUCGUGGACUUCGGCUGCUGUUUUCGCUUCCUUUGUUGUGAUCAUCCUUUGCGGGAGCGCCGUCUCUUGGCUGGAUAUUUUCAUAUUUCCAGGAGUUUCUUUAAGCCAAAUGAUUCCUGCUAAGAGGGGCCACCGAGAGCUGCCUCAGAAGAUGGAAUUCCCUCUCAACUGCACCAAUUCAUCAACCAUGCCCCAGACCUGCCCGGCGAACUACCCGAAGAAACACGAGCCCAAGGAAUCGUACACCGUGGCAUGCCCAGAGUACUUCCGGUGGAUCCACGAGGAUCUUCGGCCCUGGAAGAGCACGGGGAUCACAAGAGAGAUGAUGGAGAGAACCAAACACAUUGCCCACUUCAGACUCGUGAUUGCGAAUGGCAACGCUUAUAUAGAACACUACAAGAGGCCCUUCCAGACACGAGAUGUGGGCACAAUUUGGGGGAUUUUGCAGCUCCUGAGGUUGUAUCCUGGGAAAGUGCCAGAUUUGGAGCUCAUGUUCUAUUGCAACGAUAGGCCGGUGAUCAUGAAAAGUCACUAUCAAGGGCCAAAUGCUGCGUUGCCCCCGCCGCUCUUCCACUACUGCCGGGACGAGACAUCGCUGGAUAUAUUAUUUCCUGAUUGGUCAUUCUGGGGAUGGCAUGAGGUCAAUAUAAGGACAUGGGCAAAUACAUACCAAGCCAUCAAAAAGAAGGCAAAGGAAAUCGAAUGGAAAGAUCGGAUGCCAUACGCAUACUGGAAAGGCAACCCGGAUGUGUCGCCAAAGAGGCAAGAUCUGAUGACGUGCAAUGCUACUGAUGAGUAUGACUGGAAUGCUCGUCUAUAUGUCCAGAAUUGGGCUGCUGAAUCUAGUCAUGGAUACAAGGAAUCGAGAUUGGAAGAUCAAUGCAUCCACAGGUACAAGAUCUUUGUGGAAGGCCAGGCAUGGUCCGUGAGCGACAAAUACAUUCUGGCAUGUGAUUCGACGACUCUGAUGAUAGAGCCGGUUUAUCACGAUUUCUUCCUAAGAGGGAUGAUCCCGGUGGAGCAUUACUGGCCCAUUAGGCUCAACAACAAGUGUAGAGACAUCAAGUUUGCAGUAGAAUGGGGCAACAAUCACAUCAAAGAGGCACAAGCCAUUGGAGAAAGUGGGAGUAGAUUCAUGGAGGAGAAUCUGAAGAUGAAAUACGUGUACGACUACAUGCUUCACCUACUUGUCGAGUACGCAAAGCUCCUCAAAUUCAAGCCCGAGGUGCCGGCGGGAGCGACCAAGUACUGCGCCGAGGGGAUGGCGUGCCCGGUUAGCGGUCUGUUUAGGACAAACAUGGAGGACUCCAUGGUAAAGUCCCCCAGCGAUUCACUGCCUUGCACGCUGCCACCUCCUUAUGACCCAAGGGAGCUUCAAGACUUCAUGGAGAGGAAAAGGAACAACACUAGGCUACUGGAGAUGUGGGAGGCUGAGUAUUGGAACAAUCUUAACAAGAAACAUUGAAAUGCCGCUUUCGCUCAUGCAUUCUUCUUCUUCCUCUUCUUCUUGGGCUCUUACCAGAAUGUGGUUAC